Xyrauchen texanus (razorback sucker) is the source of this 3341-nucleotide messenger RNA. Its product is annotated as transcription factor E2-alpha-like. The record is from RefSeq and is a predicted model, not a curated record. NCBI's taxonomy places the organism in Eukaryota, Metazoa, Chordata, Actinopteri, Cypriniformes, Catostomidae. Gene Ontology annotation, cellular component: transcription regulator complex. Gene Ontology annotation, biological process: regulation of transcription by RNA polymerase II. The coding region runs from base 597 to 2402 and encodes 601 amino acids. The transcript is spliced from 20 exons. Gene Ontology annotation, molecular function: protein dimerization activity; DNA-binding transcription factor activity, RNA polymerase II-specific; RNA polymerase II cis-regulatory region sequence-specific DNA binding.
GCGUCGUAUGCUUCCGCACGUUGGUCUAGUACGACACAGUUAACAACUAAAUUUUCUUUAUAUCACGUUAAAGUUAGAGACACGGUUGCCUUUCGCAUCUAGUAUUUAAAUAGUGAGGCGAUUUUAGUUGCCACAGCGUAAAGAACGCAGUCCUAGUUUUUGGGCGUUUGAAAUCGGACACCGCUGUAACGUCUCCCCUCAGCGCGGAGGGAUACACUGUUGGGGCUGAACAAUGUGGACGGUGCUAAAAUGUCUGCUCGGAAGAUGAAAUGUUGCAUUUGUAGAGCUCAGUAGGAUUAGAAUAGAACUUUAACUGGAGUAAUAUUUGAGCAGUUGCAUCAUAACGACUCUUCGAACACGGACUGUUCGAGUUUCCAGGGAUAUACGGCGCGUUUUGCACGGCUGUUUUGCGGGACCCGAAUCACGGAGGGGGCGGGGGUGGGGGAAUUUUGUCCCCCAACUUUUCUGUUUUUCCUCACGGACUGAAGCGCGUAUCUCUCCCGCUGGAUGUCGUAUGUUUGAAGCGAGAUACGGAUCAUAAACCUGUUUGAGCUUUAGAAAAAUCUCAAGUGAGCGAAAGAACACGUACGAUCAGGAUGGCAACAGCAGGGACCGACAUGGAGCUGAACGAUCUGCUGGAUUUCACUCUUCUGUUCCCGCAUCAGAUGUCAAAUGGGAAGAGCAGAGGCCCUGUGUUACCCAGCAGUCAGUUUGGACUAGAUGAGAGAAGCGGGUCAGGCCCUUGGGCUCCAGGAGAACCAAACAGUCCGUCCUACACACGGGUAUAUGGAGACAGCACUCAUUACAGUGAGCAUGAUGGCAUGUACAACGUAGGAAUUGACGGUAAAUCUGAAAGAGGCUACCAGUUUGGCACACAGCCGCAGCUUUUGUCAAGUGAAAUUGGCAUCUCUGGUUCUGAUGGUCUUUCCCCUCCAUCCAUGAAAGCUGCUUCUCAGUUCUACCCCUAUAUCACCCGCAGGAGGAUUGGCGAGUCUAAUAUAGAUCAACCACCUAAGAAGAUCCGUAAGGUUCCUCCUGGAUUGCCGUCAUCGGUCUAUCCAGGUGCCACAGGUGAGGACUAUAACCCGGGCAGUACUGGAUAUCCUGGAUCUAAAGCUGGAAACCUCUAUCCGGGAUCCUUUUUUGUGCAAGAUGGCCUUCCGGACCACUGGGGUCCGUCUGGUUAUCCUCCUGUUAUGAGUAACGCACCUCACAUUGGUCAGCCGGCCCCCUUCCCCUCUAUCAACACACAGAAGAGACAGCCUCUGCCGUUGUCACCGCAGAACUACCCUCUGCAUGGCAGCGAGGUGAAUUUACCCUCCAGUUUCCAGUCCACUUCAGUGGGCUAUGGAGUUUCCAGUCACACGCCGCCCAUCAACGGAGCAGACAGCAUUAUGGUUAACAGAGGAGGAAACACAGGAAGUUCUGGUGCUGAGAUCGGUAAAGCUCUUGCUUCGAUCUAUUCUGACAAUAACGGCAACAGCUUCCCCUCGAACCCCUCCACUCCUGUGGGUUCACCUUCAAACGUUGCUGCUUCUGCGUCUCAUUGGCCCAAAAGUUCUUCUCAGCCCGCUCCAUCACCAGGUUUUGUGGCGAGUCUGCAGGCACAGAGUAAGUUGGAUGAUCGUUUGGGUGAAGCUCUGCAUGUGUUGAGGAAUCACGCCGUCGGUGGACAGGGUCUCACCGCAGACAUGCAGAGUUUAUUGACUGCAGCCGUUUCUGGUCAUCCUGCCGGUGCAGCUGCGCUGGGCUCCAUCAGUCAGGCCUUCGGACUAUCCAACCGACUGACGGCCAUGAUGUCCAAUCUCAGUGAUGAUGCAGCAGGUGUACCGACGUCUGCCGCUCAUCUGCAGGGACAUCACGCCCCUCACCAAGCCCCGCCCACUUCACAAUCCGACACUUUUACCAGUCUCUCCAGUGCUCUGCCUCGUUCCUCACACUCCAGCAGCUCAGAUAUAAAGCGAGAAGAUAAGGAAGAUGAUGAGAAUCUGUCCAUCGCUGAUAAAUCAGAGGACGAGAAGAAAGAUGGAAAGAGCCACACACGAACAAGUCUUGACGACGAAGAGGAUGAGGAGGAUUUGCCAAUCGAGGUGAAGCAGGAGCGUGAGAAAGAGCGGCGCGUGGCCAAUAACGCCCGUGAGCGUUUGCGUGUGCGUGACAUCAACGAGGCCUUCAAAGAGCUCGGCCGCAUGUGCCAGAUGCACAUGAACAAUGAGAAGCCGCAAACCAAACUGCUCGUCCUGCACCAGGCCGUUAACGUUAUUCUCAACCUGGAGCAGCAAGUGCGAGAGCGUAAUCUGAACCCGAAGGCCGCGUGUCUGAAGAGAAGAGAGGAGGAGAAGGCCACAGGAGAUCCUCAGAUGUUGUCCGGUCUGGGUGGAGAUGGACACGGCCAUAUGUAACGCUCAGAUCCUGACAGGGAAAGGAAGCUCUCCAUCGACGUGGCCUUAACUUCCUGUUAUUGUUCCAGCGCGUGCACACACAUUCUUGAUUUAUAUAUUAUAAACAGAUGUGUUGGAAGACUCUCAAAUAUACAUACAUAGUACACUUCCUGAGCUGCUUAUCCAGCUCUACACCCACACACACACACACACACACAUCAUGGACCAUUGGUGAUAUCACACUUAAGAAACAGCGUUUAAAGGGCCUGGAAUGCCCUGCUGUUGUGAUUUAUGAAUUACUGUGUGCUGUUAUAUAGCACAGACACGCCGAAACAUGAGCUUUUGUAUUAAACACAAGGUCAAGCUCCACUGAGGGAACAAUUCUUUGUUUUUGUUUUUAAGUCAUGUAUUCAAGUCAACUUUCUUGUGUACCAUUUUCGUGUUUUAAGAUGUAGAAAUGAGACGAAUGGUGACGCCGUUCACUUUUGAUACGCAGCGUUUGUGGUUUUUGCUUUGGGACUGCCACGAACAGGUGAAUCUCACAAAGCCUAAAAAAUAAAAGUUGUUAAUGUUGCAUACAGAAAAUUAUGUCUAUUUUUUGGGGUAUUAAUAUUUUUUUUUUUUGCCAUUUUUUUGUUUACAUAUUUCCACCAAAUUCUCAUUACUGUAAAUACAUUAUUUAAAGUAUUUAUAAAUCAUGGUAAUAUUUUUUUUUACUGCCUUUUAUGCUGAUUAAAGUACAAAUAAAUCGUAUUUCAGUAUUUUUACAGUAAGUUACUGUAAAGGGAAUCUAAUCAAUAUCACUGAUACAGUAAUGAGAAUUUAUGAGCGGAAAUCAUUUAAAACAAAUCAUAAUUGCCCAAAAAAAAGAGGUUUCCUCUAUACGUGUGUGUUUAUGUGUGUAAUAUAUAUAUAUAUAUAUAUACACAUACAUACAUACAUUUUUAUAUACAUAUAUAU